UUUCACUUUUGUUGUUUUGAGGAAGACGAAUUUUGUGAAAUCAAUUUGGUUUGUUUCUUGUUUGUUUAAACAAAAAAUUAUAAAAUAAAUAAAUAAAAAUGGGUGAAGAUUGGUGUUUGGAAAAACUCGAAAACCUACGCAUCAAAGAAAAUCGUGUCGAAACAUUAAAUGAAAUCCGUUCCCAUCUAAAUAUUGCACAAUCUUUAGAAAACAUUGUCACUGAAAAAUUGCUAAAAUCUUCAGAAAUCUACGAUUGUUUGGAAGAACAAGAUAAUUCUAAUAAUGCCAGUGUACAAUCUGAUUUAGCUAUCGACAUACUUUCCAUUUGCAUGUCUCACUUGACAAUCAAUCAAACUGACCUACCCAACUUACUUGAGCGUUCACUGCAACACAACAAUCCUAAAGUUCGUGCUUUAGCUUUGAAUACAAUUCUUAAAGAACUCGCCAAACAUUCAAAUGCUACAGUUGCAGAAGAUCUAAUUCAAGUCAUCAUAAAUUGCAUUGCAGAACAUGAAACGAGCGUUGGAGCUCCUUCUGUCGAAAUACUUUCAAUUCUUUUAGCUGACAAGAUCAAUAAAAGACAAUUCAAAGAGGCUUUGUUAAGCAAACUCAAUCAAAGCGAUGACAUAGUUCGUUGUCGAAUUUAUGAAGUCGCUAUUAAUUUGUCUAAAAUAUCUCCAGCUCAUUUGAGUGAAGUGGAGGAAAUUCUCCACUCUGCUGUGGAGACUUUGGAGAACAAUGAUAUUUUGUUGCAAGUGAAUGUCUUGGAAAUCUUGGCUUCACUUGCUGGACAAAAUCAUGGACUCGUUUUCUUGGAACAGAAACGAGUCUUUGAAAAAAUAUCAAAAAGAGUCGAUGAAAUCGAACAAAAUCCAUUAGAUCGUCUGUUGGUUCCGGGAAUUAUGAAAUUCUUUGGAAAAAUUGCCUACAACCAACCUCAAAAGAUUAUAACUGGCUAUCCAAAUAUGAUUCUCUGCCUGUUUGAUUGUAUUCAUUCAGCUGAUCCAAUGAUUUUGCCAACAGCUUUUGAUACACUCGGGAAUCUGGCUCAUUCGCAACAGGGAAAGCUUCUCUUGGAAGCCAAUUAUUCGAGUUAUCUGAGACAAACAUUUGAGGACUUUUUCUCGUAUUUGAGAAAUCUUCCGACAGAGUUGAAAAAUCGAGCAUUUAACGCUCUGGAAAUUGUAUUUUCUUGUGAAGGUGAAGCUUCUCAAGAUGUUAGCAAAGUAUUACAAAAAUGGUAUCAAAUUCUUGCUGGAGGAGAAAACCUACAAUUUCUAAUGGAUUUUUGUCGCAAUCCAUUUCCGGAUAUUAAAGUUGCUUGUUUGAAUUUUAUUCGAGCAUUGUGUCGUUAUCGUUGGGGUAUUGUGGCUCUUAAGUAUACAGCAGGAUUUGUUGAAUACCUUCUUGAUAGAAAAGUUGAGUUUGAUAAAGAUGCAAAGUAUGCAAAAUUUGAAAUUAUUGAAAUACUGUCGGAGAGUAAUGUAUUUGAUGUUCAGACACAACUUCAAUUGAAAAAAUAUGUUAAUGAGGGACCAUAUUUUGUACAGCCAAUUGUUGAAAUUGCUGUUGAGGGUAGUUAAAUAAAAUGAACAAUUAAUAAUUUUAACAG
Molecule: messenger RNA, 1612 nt
Organism: Episyrphus balteatus (marmalade hoverfly)
Lineage: Eukaryota; Metazoa; Arthropoda; Insecta; Diptera; Syrphidae
Product: 26S proteasome non-ATPase regulatory subunit 5
Exons: 3
Coding region: 99-1583 (494 amino acids)
Biological process (GO): proteasome assembly
Cellular component (GO): cytosol
Source: RefSeq, a predicted model, not a curated record